GAAGUGGAACGGGAUGGGCACUUCGCCAAUUGCCAGAAAUCUUAUCUCGGGAGCAGGAGAAGGAGCGCGAACGAUCGGAGGGGCCGGAGUCGAAAAGGAGAAUGGGAGAGCGGAGAAAUACUAGUGAUCGAGAGAAUCGAGGAGAAAGAGGUGACCGGAAAAGGGUGGUGCGCGAGCCAGGAGAAGGUAUCGGCAUCUAAUUCUGGUGUCGGGAUUCGUAUCCCCUGCUUUUGAAAUCCAAAGAUCCGUUGUUGUCGAUCUCUGCGCUCAGCAAAAGGAGGGAAUUUUCCUUUACUUUCCCACCGGAGAGGAGGAGAAAGAGUAGAAAGAACAAAAGUUUCGAUUCUUGCAAAGCUUUCCUUCUCUCUGCCCCCUCGAGGAGGACGAAGAGCCACCGGAAUGUGCUGGAGGCAGGGGGAUUUCGGCUUCUUGAUGUGGUUUUGGGAAGCUGGUCGGUCGAGGUCAAGGUUUUCAUCAAUGUGAUGAAUGAAAACAGAUUCCUUUCUUGGCUUCUUAAUCGGUUUGAUGUGCUUCGGGAUUGCGAAUUUUGGAGGUUCUUGGUGGGUGUUGCAGUGAAGAUUGAAUCUAUGGGUUUUUGGGAAAGGUUGCUUUUUUCGCAUCUACGAGGGAUUCGAUCUCAGGUGCAGUGACAAUUCGAGUUGUUGGCAACAUAGAUUUUUGGCCCGUCCAGUAUUGGAAAUCGACCCUACCAGAAGCUUGAUCUCGCUGAUUCUUUGAUAAUGAACCAGGACAGUGAUCACCUGUUCGUUUAGGUUGUUUGAGGCCGAGUAAUUUCUGAUAGGGCGUGAUAACUUGGUGCCGUCAGCGUGAAUAGUUGGUGUAAGAUGGCGGCUGAUUCUAACAUGGGUUCUCACCAAGCAAACACGCCUUCUUCUUUCCAUCAUCCUCGCAUGGUUUCUUUCCGGUCAGGUGCAACGGAUAGCUUAAUGGGGGUGAUUCCUGGCGAGGUGUGCAGUUUCAGUGGGAACAGCAUCAUGGUUCCAUCUGCUGCCUCUUGCAUGACCAAUCAUAUGGAUACUGUGACUCAAUCUCGGUACCCUGCAGGAUCUGUUCUUCGUGAACCAAAACCGAGGUUCACACAUGUCUCAGGCUCACCUGCAUAUUGGUCUUCGGAAGAAGUGGAUAUCUUGAGCAUAGGCCUUCUCAAAUACGCUAAUGAACCAAAUAUACGGAAGUAUGCCAAGAUAGCUGCUAUGCUGCCUCAGAAGACUAUAAGAGAUGUUGCACUGAGGUGUCAGUGGAUGAUUAACAAGGAAAAUGGCAAACGGAGGAAGAUGGAAGAAUAUUAUGCAGCAAAAAAGAUGAAAGAAAUGAAGGAUCAGAUGGUGGGUUCUCCUUCAACAGCAAAUAUUUGUAUGGCUCCUAUUUCAUUUAUCAUGAAUCAUAAGAACAUCCAUGAUCAGCUUCCAUCUGAAGAAAUGAGGCGCCUUUUGGAUGAAAAUAGAAGAUUUCUGAAAGACAUUGCAAGAAAUCUUGAGGGAGGCAUGAUAGAAGAGAAUAUUAAUUUAUUUCAUUACAUCAGAAAUAACAUCUCAACAAUCGAGAAUAGAGUAGAUGUGAUGUCUGCAACAAUGAACCAACUUCCGGGGUCGAUGACACAGAUGCCUCUUUGGAGGGUCUCGGUAAAUGAUGAUCUUCUCAGCAGUCUUAUUCCACUUAAUGGAAAUAACUUAUGUGCUACACCAGGAAGCAAUCAAUUACGGCUGGACAUGACAUGCUUCAGACGUAACAUAGGAUGAUUCGAAGAGCUCAUGCAAGAUUCUCCCGAAAACGCUGCAGGUCUUGGCUUUGUGAAUCCCUCUUGGAGUGGGAAGAUCCCAUGGUGGAACCAGUGAUAUCUAUUCUGAACCAGACACCAGGCGACGAAACCCUCUUCUCCAUGACUAGGGUUGUAACCGGCGAAUCGUUCAGCCUGUGAUCUGAAUUCUGUAUAUAAUUGCUUCAUUAGUGGGAGGUGUUCUAGGAUGUAAGAAAAUAAUGGUGCUUGCAUCUUGUCAAUCCUGACUUGUAUUUUGUCUAUUCAUUCUAUUUUAUCAGGAUAUAUUGUUCACCUCCUCGGAGCGUAUGGGAUAAAUAAAAAAAUAAAUAAUUUUUGUGGAUA
Musa acuminata AAA Group (dessert banana) is the source of this 2122-nucleotide messenger RNA. RefSeq lists its product as uncharacterized. The record is from RefSeq and is a predicted model, not a curated record. The coding region runs from base 846 to 1760 and encodes 304 amino acids. The transcript has 10 exons. NCBI's taxonomy places the organism in Eukaryota, Viridiplantae, Streptophyta, Magnoliopsida, Zingiberales, Musaceae.